AUGGUUCUUAAAGGUGUUGAAGUUUCUCAGUUCUCACACCUUCAAAUUCCUAACGUUGCAUUAGAUGAUCCUGUUGUUUUUCUUAGUGUUGGAAGAAUUCCAGAUGCUAUGCUUCAACUGGUGUCUGGUUUGAACCAAUUAUUGAUUCAAUACAAAGCUGCUUUGCAUCUUACUUUUUCAGUUCCUAUACCCAAGAAAGUGACAUUUAAAGUGAUAGAGGGUAUAACCAAAGAUUCUCCUAUUGUUAAGAGGAAAGUUUCAUCCAAGUCCAAGAUCAUUAAUGAUAUUGGUGUUUCCAACUCAAGGGUUAAGGAAAACAAUAAAUCAAAAUUGAAGUCUCAAGGUGUUGUCAUCAAAGAAGUUAAUCCUGAUGAGGUUCAACAGAACAAGAAACGUAAGGCUACAAGUGUGUUGAUAAAGUUUAAGAAGCUAAGAGCUCAAACAGCCGAAGAUCUUUCCACCACAACAAACCCUAUUGAAGGAGAUAAGGAUAGAGAAGAACCAGAUGAAGAGGUCAUUGAAACUGAUGAUCUUAUAUUUAAUGCUUCACCACGAAAGGAUGCAAAUCAAAUACCGAGGAGACAAGCAACCCGGAUGUGA
Molecule: messenger RNA, 600 nt
Organism: Lactuca saligna
Lineage: Eukaryota; Viridiplantae; Streptophyta; Magnoliopsida; Asterales; Asteraceae
Source: the annotation of a GenBank genome assembly